CUGAUAUAUAAGCAGACAUCGCUCUCGUUGAUUGGCUCUCCCAACACAGUUUUCUUGUGGAAGAAAGAGUGGACUUAUAAUGUCAAAUGUUCAUAAUCAAAAUGGUCAAGGUCUAGAGCAGCAGUUUGCUGGUUUAGACUUGGGGUCUGGUGGCAGACCAUACAACGGUAAAGAUGGACGAAAUUAUCGGCCAAACAACGCAAACCCCAGAUUUCAGGAACAAAUGUUCUUCAUGACAGGACAGGGUAACCAAGGAACAAGAUAUGUGCCGCCUCAUAUGAGAAAUGCAGGAGGACCUGCCCCUCCCCCAAUGGGGAUUGUGCCCAACUUCCCCCCACCCCCAUUGCCCGAGAACAGAGGGGGUAGAGAUGGAGGAUUUAGCCGAGGAGGAUACAACCAGGGACGUGGAGGCUACAUGAAUGGAGGGCCUCCUCAAAGCUUCAGUCAGCCCAACAUGAGUGACCGUGGAGGUUACAAUAGCUACAAUCGUGGUGGUUACAACCAGGGAGGGGGUAAUCGUGGUGGAUACAAUUACCAGAACCGCCGUGGCGGCGGCGGCGGCUACCAGAAUAAUGCUCCAGGAAGAUAUGGCGGUGGUGGCGGCGGUGAUCGCUACAACAACUUUGGUGAUGGGGACCGCUACCAGAGACAAGGCAGUGCCCCACCCAAUGCUGGGGGUCGCUGGGAUAACCUGGACGAGGACCGCAGUUUCAGCGCUCGCCGUGGCGGUGGACAGCAAGAUGGCGGUGACUGGGGCAACAACAACCGCUGGGACAACCGCACUGACAACAACGCCGGGGGCAAGUACCCACAGGAAACCACCAAGGAGAAUUGGACCGUCCCACUGCCAGCCAAUCAAAGGCUGGAGGAAGAGCUAUUUGGCAGUGGAAACACUGGUAUCAAUUCUGACAAAGAGCUAUUUGGCACUGGAAACACUGGUAUCAAUUUUGACAAGUAUGAAGAUAUUCCUGUAGAGGCAACAGGAGAGAACUGCCCUAAAAACAUUGAGACAUUUGAGGAUUGUAGCCUGGGAGAGAUCAUCAGAAACAACAUAACGCUGAGUCGCUACUCCAAGCCGACCCCCGUACAGAAGUACGCCAUCCCGAUCGUGCUGAAUAAGAGAGAUCUAAUGGCCUGUGCUCAGACAGGAUCUGGUAAGACUGCUGCUUUCCUGGUCCCUGUGUUGAACAGAGUGUAUGAAAAUGGACCUGAGGAAUCUGCUAAUGUAGCACAGUCCAGACAAUACGGGCGGAGGAAGCAGUACCCCCUGGCCCUUGUACUUGCCCCAACAAGAGAAUUGGCCUAUCAGAUCUACGAUGAAGCAAGAAAGUUUGCCUACCGGUCGCGAGUGAGACCCUGUGUGGUGUACGGUGGUGCCGACAUCGGUGCCCAGAUGCGGGACCUGGACCGUGGCUGUCAUCUUCUGGUGGCCACCCCUGGGCGUCUAGUCGACAUGCUUGAGAGGGGCAAGAUUGGACUGGAGCACUGCAAGUUCCUGUGUUUGGACGAGGCUGACAGAAUGUUGGACAUGGGAUUUGAGCCACAGAUCCGUCGCAUCGUGGAGAAAGACAACAUGCCUCCAAGUGGAGUGAGGCAGACUCUUAUGUUCAGUGCCACAUUCCCUAAGGAAAUUCAGAUGCUAGCUAGAGAUUUCCUGGACAACUACAUCUUCUUGGCAGUUGGUCGUGUGGGCAGCACAAGCGAGAACAUCACCCAGAAGGUUGUGUGGGUGGAGGAGAUGGAGAAGCGCUCUUUCUUGCUGGAUCUCCUGAAUGCCGCCGCGGGGCCCGACUCCCUCACCCUGGUAUUCGUGGAGACCAAGAAGGGCGCUGACUCGCUUGAGGAUUUUCUAAUCAGGGAGGGGUACCCCGCCACCAGUAUCCAUGGCGAUCGCUCUCAGAAGGAGCGAGAGGAGGCCCUCAGACUGUUCAGGAGUGGAGAUAGACCCAUCAUUGUAGCUACUGCUGUGGCUGCAAGAGGAUUGGAUAUUCAAAAUGUCCGACACGUAGUGAACUUUGAUCUGCCAAGUGACAUUGAGGAGUAUGUACAUAGAAUCGGUAGAACUGGACGUGUGGGAAACCUGGGUCUGGCCACAUCCUUCUUCAACGAGAAGAACAAAAACAUUGUGCGUGACCUAAUGGACCUACUGGUGGAGGCCCACCAAGAGGUGCCUUCCUGGCUCGAGUCCAUGGCCUAUGAGGCCCGCCCAGCAGGGGGAUCAAGAAGAGGUGGCGGAAGAAGAUUUGGAAAUUCUGGCUUUGGAUCCAGAGAUUAUCGUCAGCAGACCAAACCUAAGCAGCAGCAGCAGCAGCAACAGGGCGGGGCGGGAGGUGGCUACAACAGCAACUUCAACAACCCGAUGGCCAAUCAGUACGGCCAGUACAGCAACUACGGCGGCUCCUAUGGCGGGGCCUACUCUGGUGGUGGCAACAAUGCAGCUCCAGACUGGUGGGGCAACUGAGGGGAAGCCCAGCGGCAAGCAGCAACCACAUUUUGUUUAUCUUAACUGUUGUACAGUUUGCAGGCUGACAAUAUGGUAGAACCAGCCCCUGUAUGUUAAAACUUCUGGCUUCAGAAGGCAGCCUGGUUGCCUUCUUUCAGGUGAAUUCCUUAAAAAAAAACACUGCAGUGAAACGAGAGCUUGCGUGGUACAAGACGUGGAAAAGACAGACUUUGCGGAAGAGAACUGUGUUAGGAGAGCCCUCGUUUAACUAUGUAAUGGAUAAAGAUUAGUCAUUUUAAUAUUUAAGUAAUGUCGGCAGUUGAAAACGAGUACAUAUCAUGAAUUGCUGUGUCAUUUUCUGUUUUAAAGAUGGCAGAGAAAAUGAAGCUGCCAUUAUGAAACUGUAUACACUUGAACUGAGUAUGUUGAAGCAAAAUCAUAAGACUUUGGAUCCCAGUAUUUUUGUUGUUUCCAAUAUUUUUGGAACAGAAUAUAUUGUUGAAAUUUUAUGUAGGAAUAUCAGUGUACAUGUGUAUUUUCCUGUAUUUGACAAUGAGUUAUGGGAAAUGUUUGUACCUGCAUAAUGUUGACAUGACUUUUAGAAUAAUUAUGUUAAUAUUGUCAAUUCUUUGGGAAAAAUAGCAAUGACACACAGAAUGCUGACUGUGUACUCGUACAAUAAACCCAACACAACGCUCUAGUGGUGUGAAUAUAAAUGUACAUGCAUGUUAAACUUCGUAUCUAUUUUUUCAAUCUGUAUGGUGUAUCAGGACUGAUAAGAGUUUGCAUUAGAAGCUACGAAAAAGUGAUCAGAAAUGGAGUAUUAGUAAUAUUUGCUGGUUCUAUUGUGUAUUGCCAAGAAGCUAUUGUGUAAGAUUUUUUUCUGAAUAUUGUAGUAUUGUAGUUAAGAGUUUUAAAUUUUUUUUUUGCUAUGAUGCCGUCCUGUUUCCAAAUGUAGAAAUUCUGGGCAAGAUCUAAUUACUUUAUUUUGUUUGGUUCAAAUUUGGAAUCUAAUAUAAAGGUUCCCUGUAUAUUAUGAAUAAUUGUUAUUCAUUAUUUGGAAACUGGUGUGUAGAUCAAACUUAUUGCUUUUCUGUGAAUGAUGAGCAACUUGACAGACACGGCUGUGUCAUUGGUUCCGACUUGUUGGUCUGAAUCACUAACAAAAUCUAAUGCUGGGAGGAGGGAAAAUGGGUUUUUUAAUGUACAUGUAAUAAUAUCAAGUUUGUGAUGCUAGUCAGUUAAGAUCAAAUUUCUUGCCCCGCUUUCAAGAUUGUUAAGAUUCCAAUAACAUGACCCUAAAAGGGUGAUAGUGUAUAUUUAUGGACUUCAUAUUUUAUAGUGUGUGCUAAGUUUAAUCCAAUCUCUCCUACCAAAGACAUUGCAAUUGUUUUAAGGAUUUAAUUUUUGACACAUCUGAAAACACAAAUUGACUGUAUUCACUGAAAAUGAAAGAAUAUAUCAGAAAUUAAAAUUAACACUUUUUAAAAUGUCACUAGAUGUUUUAUACUUGAAACAAUUUUGUUCCAUUUUUUAUAUUUAGAAGGUUUUGAUCAUGGAUAAUAAGUUUCAGAGUUAUUGAAUAAUCGCAAUAGUUCAUGUACAUAAAGUUGCCAAUGCAUAUACAUUGUAUUGACAAAACAGAACAAUGUGAAAAUACUUGCCUUUAUAUUUUUGCAUGAAGCCAAUAUGUUUAUUGCGGGGGCAUUUUUAAAGCUUUCAUUGAUUUACUUCUCGGACUAGUGUCACAAAGCCUCAUUGUAUAUCCUUAUUUUAAUGAUUGAGCCACAUUGUCUUUCAUCAGGUCACCUACUCCGGGACAGAACAUGUCAUGUGCCAGUUUUUUGUUUAACUAUUUGUUGUGGAUGAUUUUUUCUUUUGAUUUUUUUGGUGAGGUAACUGUAAUACCCAGACACUCGAUCUUAUUCUUUCUAUGUGAUGACCUUGACCUUUGCUCUUGAUAGUCCCAGAACAAACAGGAAGCUGUCAGGCUUUGUUGUCGGUUUUUAUUUUUCCUGAAUGUUAAUGAUGGAAAUUAUUUGUUAUUAUGUGUAAAUUCACAUUUUUUUUUUCAAACUUUGUUCAAAAGGAACAAAAUUUUAAAGAAUAGUUUUUCGAUUGCUCUGGAUCCCUUGUUUUUCAAAUUCUGUUACAUGUUUUCUGUAUCGUUACAUGUAUUUAUAUAUUCUCAUGAUGAAAAUAACUAUGGCUCUCGAUAUUUUCUUGUUCAAAUGAAGGGGGCUUGCUUUUAUGUGUAAAGAGAUUUAUUUAGAAUGCAUGAGAGCGACCGUGAAGGUGCCCGGGUCAAUGUUUGGAGUGUAUUAUGUUACACUGUGAACAGUUUAGGAUCUUAUCGAGGAGCCGUGCCAGUUUUAUUUAAGGUGAGCACAUGGAUCACCGAUAUCAAAGCUAGUUCCUGUUCAGGAGGGGAUUUCUUCUCAUUGAACUGAGUUUUAAUGUGUAUGAUAAUUUACACAAUCAAUUUUUAUGCCCAGGGGAAAAAAGCUCCCUUUAAUAUGUAUUGAUUAUAUCCAUGUGUCUUUUUCAGUGUGCCAAAAACAAUUGUUUAACAGAAGAAAUGUAACGCAUAUUAACGUAGAGUUAGGGAUCCAGAGUUUUAUAUGGUAUAUACACCCACAAAUCUUUACUGUUCAAGACAUUCCAAACUGUGUUCAAGUUCCUGUGUAUAUCAUUGGGUCUCAUAUUUUUCACUCAGAUUAUCUCUGCCAUUGAUUUUGAUAGAACAUUCUAUUUCCCUGUCACAAGUUUUUUUUUUUUUUUUUUUGGUGUUUGUGUUUUGUGUUUUAUAUACAACUACACGUAAUAUAUUUCCAUUGAAUGUUCACACAGUAUUGAUAAGAAGCAGGCAGUAUUUGCGGGGCCUUUUUUAUUUUAUGACCCAGGGUUUUUCAUCCUCUGCCAUGAAGGUUUCCUCAUAAUCAUUUUUGUGCCCGCAUUAGAAAACAUCAAAGAUGUACAUGUAUUCUGACUUUAGAGAAACGUCUAUAUAUAAAAGACUUUUGGUGCUGCGUAUAUUGUUACUGAAUGACCUGGUGCUUCCAAACAGUAAAUGGAAGAAAUGAAAUUUGGUGCACAUUGCAUCCUCCUUGUCGCAUCAUUCAUGUUGCAAACUUAGCUCGUUGUCUGUGAUCAAAUUGUUUUAAAAAGAUAUGUGCAAUUCCUAUUAAUAUACAAGUAUAUUUCACAGAGGACGUUUAACAUUCACAUAUUGAAAUGGCAAUCUUUUUUUAUACUAUAUAUACAAAUUAAUUUAUUCCUAUUAUUAUUUUUUUUAUUUUUUACUUUAGAGAGUGGAGUGUGAAUGAUCAUGAAAAUAAGGAGUAAAUGCAUACUGUGUACAUGGUUUUGAUGAGUGUGGGGGAAUAUUGGCAGAGGGUGAAUUUUGUUAAAACGGACUUCAAAGAAGGCCUUGUAAAUGGUUUGCUUGACAGUAAAGAGUCUUUGACCUGUGUGACUGAUAUCUAGAGGGACAGGGUCCAAAUCAAACUCAUGUAAACGGAACUUUCCAUGGUUCAAACAGUCACGCUUGAUUUGUUCCUUGCGCAAAGUUUUUAAGUGAGCAAAUUAAGUUUUUGACAGCGAGUUGAUGAAUUACAUGUAAUCCAAUAUUGCUGGGUAUUGAUCUCACACUUUUUCAUUUUUUUUUGGAGAUGGGGAAAAGGGGAACAAAUAUUGUAAUGAAGGGAUUGUAUUGUGAACUGUUUGACCAUAGGAAAAUCUUGUUUCUCUUUUUUGUUCAUUGUGUAAUUAUAACGCUAUUCACAAGGUAUUUUGAGUGAAGAAAAUUGAUGACAGUACAUUGUAUACCCAUGUAUUUAAUUCUGUUUCAUCCAGCCAGGUGUUAUUUAUAGACCUUUUUCACAGCAAAUAAUCGCGUACAACUAAUUGGCAUGUCAUGUAUGUUGAUGUUAUAAACCCAACAGGAAGCGAGGGGGGGGGGGGAAGAUACUCCAAGAGAGAGUGCUUACAUAAUAGGACGGCAUAUUUUGUAUUAGUUACGGUAUAUUUCUCGUCUCUUUUUUCUUUUUUUGUGCUGUGCUGUAUAUUUUGGGGGGAUACAAACCUACAAUCCAGCAGCUCAGACUAUUGAAAACAAGUUGAAUGUGGUUGUUCAAAUAAAAUAUCUCAAUGUU
Messenger RNA from Magallana angulata, 6597 nucleotides. Its product is annotated as ATP-dependent RNA helicase DDX3Y-like. Bases 80 to 2461 code for a protein of 793 amino acids. The record is from RefSeq and is a predicted model, not a curated record. The transcript has 18 exons. Gene Ontology annotation, molecular function: RNA binding; RNA helicase activity; ATP binding. Gene Ontology annotation, biological process: gamete generation; cell differentiation. NCBI's taxonomy places the organism in Eukaryota, Metazoa, Mollusca, Bivalvia, Ostreida, Ostreidae. Gene Ontology annotation, cellular component: P granule; nucleus.